UCGCACUCCUAGCUGAAAUCUGAGUGCUCAACGCCUUCCUAGUUCUAGUUGUGGUCAAAGGGGAAAUAUCACUCCUUUUUCAGCUUCCGAUACGGCAAAGGUCCGGAGAUCAAAGGAGAGCUUGAGUCACAUUUCACCUUAUCUUUCAGUUGGUUUAUCUUCUUCAGGGCAACAUUCCACAUACCAUGGAGAGAACAAUGCCAUGGAAUGGGCAAGUUGAUGUUAUAUCAACAGACGAAUCUUCUUCCUCAGAUCAGGGUGUAGAGGUUAAUGUUGGGUUUGGAGCACAGUCAGCCAGUGACAUGGCAAUUGAUGGAGCUCCUAAAGCUACUGCAUAUGAAGAUUUGCUUCAAGACGCAGUUUUGUUGAUAAAAAGGGCAAAGAUGUACCAGGAAUACAUGAAACAGCUGCCAAUUCCAAUGCAACGUGGCUCUGUUAUCCCCUUUUCUUCAUGGGUGGGAUUGGGCAAAUCGAUUAAGCAGAUAUAUGGGCAACCGUUACAUUAUCUCACCAAUAUUCUCCUCAAGCAGUGGGAUCAACUAAGGAGCGGUGCUGAAGAUGAGCACAAGCCAUUAGAUAUUGUUAUUCAUCCUUGCAAAGCUGAAGCCACCAUCUGGCUAGUUGAAGAAAUCCACCGGCAUACCUCAUCUCAUGAUCAUAUAGCGAAACUGUGGCUGUCAGACCCAAUCCACCAUACUUUUAUUGAUUCCAUUUUCCCAGAAUUAUGAAGCUCAUCUUAGUUGUCUUGAGUGAUGAUACUCGCAGCUUUUUUAGACAUUGAAUUGCAGGAGAACCAAAUGCAAUCAGGUCAGCACCUGAACUGGCCAGAAUUUGCAACCCUAUUCUGUGAAAAUCCUUCAAUGUUUCCAUAGAAACUGUAUCGCUGUUAGAAAACAUAUUUAGCAAUAUCAGAUGUUAGGACUUAGGAUAUACAGGUGAUUAAAAUAUUCAAGGAAUAUUUCCCUCUGCAACUAGAAUUGGACGUCUAGGAGCAUUGUUACUUCCAUUUUCCUUUAAGAAACUGUCAUGAUACACUCCUAGUGAGA
Molecule: messenger RNA, 1046 nt
Organism: Tripterygium wilfordii
Lineage: Eukaryota; Viridiplantae; Streptophyta; Magnoliopsida; Celastrales; Celastraceae
Product: protein RDM1-like
Exons: 4
Coding region: 186-728 (180 amino acids)
Cellular component (GO): nucleus; RNA polymerase V complex
Source: RefSeq, a predicted model, not a curated record